CAAAGUGCACAACGUUUGCAACGGUAUAUUACCGCACAAUUUAUGACGCGCAUUUUCUGUUGGUUUGUGGUAGUAGAUCACAAUAUUUUGCUACAUCGGGGUGCUAUCUCUUAAGCAAACCAGUGUUUACUUUUCAUUGCAAAACAACGUUGUUCGGUAUAAACGUAUAUUUUCUUUCAACCAGGAUUGCAGAGUUUAAAAAGUUGCAAAUAGCAGCACAAUUUGCAACAUAAUCUGUAUCAUAAAGAAAAUCAUUUGUAAUGUAUGAAACUGACAACAGAUAAAUCUACAUAGAAAGUCUGAGGGAAUAUACCUGUCAGGAUCUCCCAUGUUUCCUCGCUAGUACAGAUGCAAAUAUUGCUGUUUUGCGUGCGGUUACUGUAUAUUCUUUCUAAAUAUAGCACAGAUAAAACGACCGCAUAUCAUUUGUUGCAUUGUGAGAUUUAUUGAAACAACAACAAAGUGAUCUGCCAAAUUAAAGGUAUAUCAAUGCUUUCCAAGUUGUACUGUAGGUUAGAGUCGUUCGUCUUUCCAAAUAAUUCAGACAAAUAACACUGAUUACAAAUUGUUCCCAAACAACAAAAUAAACUUCAUAUUUAAUACUGUGCAUAUAUGUGCAGGGCAGAAGGGAAGGAAUAUGAACAACACUGUCAUUGAGCUAAUAUCAGAGACUUCCUCUGAAGCCUUACUGAAUGAGCUGCACAAGCUGAGGCUCUUGGGACAUCUCUGUGACGUGACCAUACAGGUGGAGCACCAAGGGGUCAUCGAAGAGUUUGGUGCCCACCGGCCAGUACUGGCAGCAGCCAGCAAGUACUUCAAAGAACAAUUUCUUGGUGAGAAAGCUGAGAAUGGCCCUGUGGCCUUAGUUUGCUUGCAGGACAUGCAGGCUGCAGAUUUUGCUUCCUUUUUGGAGUUUGUUUAUACUGCAAGAGUGGAGGUUGAAAAAGACAGAGUUCAAAAGAUACUAGAGGUGGCUAAAGCACUGGAGUGUUGUGACCUGGUGGAAACCUGUAGCCAAGUAGAGAAUAUUGAUGGUAGGGCAUAUCACAUGCAAGUCAAAGCAGAAGCCAGCUUACAGCCUGUGUGCUCAGAACUGUUAAUACAUUUGGAUGGAAGCUGCAAGGGUGGCAUGAAAACAGGUCUGCAGAGUGGAAAACCGGCAGACAAAGCAGAAAGGAAAAAGGAAGCAAGCAAAGCUGUGCAAGCAAAGAGCAGAAGAUCCAGCACAAGAUUAGCCGGGCGCAAGGUAUUUGUGGACAUUCCAAAAAAGAAGUACACCAGGACGCUAAAGGAAGAGCAAAGAGCUACAGAAGAAACUUCAGAUGUGGGGAGCUCCGGAGUAGGGCAAUCCACUCCUGAUGCAGAAAUGGAAGAGGAAGAGGAGGUUACAGGAGUUCAGGCAGAAAGUGCCCAGGAGAAAGAUUUCCUUGAUAAUGAUAACCAGGAUGUUGCUGAGGAAGGUUGCAAUGACCAUAAAUCUGAGAUGGAGGAGGACCACCCAAAGGAUUUGGAAGAAAGUGACAAGGGCAAAAGUGAGAUGUUCAGAUGCGAUACCUGCCAGCGUGAUUUUCAAUAUGAAAAGAGCUACUUGAAGCACAUCCAGUUAAGUCAUGGCAUCAUCCCGGUAAUUAUCUAUCGCUGUGACACCUGCAACCAGACCUUCGCCAAUCGCUGCAACCUAAAAAGCCACCAGAGACACGUCCACAGCAACGAACGCAACUUCCCCUGCGAGAUCUGCACCAAGAUGUUCAAGAGAAAAAAAGACGUGAAGAGGCAUGUGCUCCAGGUGCACGAGGGGGGUGGGGAGAGACACAUGUGUCCACAGUGUGGAAAAAGCUUGAGCUCCAAAACUGCCCUCAAGCUCCAUGAGAGAACUCACACUGGAGAUAAGCCUUAUGAAUGCCCAGAGUGUGAGACCAAGUUCUCCCAGCCCUCUGCGCUAAAGACACAUAGGAGAAUUCAUACAGGGGAGAAACCAUUUAUCUGUGAUGAAUGUGGUGCAAAGUUCACACAAAAUCAUAUGCUAAUAUACCACAAGAGAUGUCAUACAGGGGAAAAACCUUUUAUGUGUGAGACCUGCGGGAAGAGUUUUGCCUCCAAGGAAUACUUAAAACAUCAUAGCCGAAUGCACACUGGAUCAAAACCGUUUAAAUGUGAUGUCUGUGCCAGAACAUUUGCACAGAGAAACUCGCUUCACCAGCACCUGAAAGUGCAUACAGGUGAGAGGCCGUACUGCUGUGAUCAGUGUGGGAAGCAGUUCACUCAGCUAAAUGCUCUGCAGCGACAUCAUCGCAUUCACACUGGGGAGAAGCCCUACAUGUGCAGGCUGUGUGGUCGAAAGUUCACUGAUAAAUCCACAGUUAGAAGGCAUACUAUGAUCCAUGAUAAAGAAACACAUUGGAAAAACUUCCUGGUCAUUCUCGACAGCAAUUCCAAAAAAGAUCCCAAACGAAGGAUGAAACAAGGUGACCAAACAGAGUUUUCGAAACUUCAUGAAGAGUCGUCGUCUUGUUCUGAAACGAUGGCGGAUCAAACUGAAGCAGCCCCAGAAGAAACUAGAAUAGAGUCUGAACAAGUGCCUUCUGCCACUGAGUGGAACUCAGCUGGUCCAGCAGCCAUCACUUUGGUUAAUCAGGGAGCCUCUAUAGCCACUGCAUUGAGUGGCUUUACUGUGAUUCACACAGAUGCAGCUCAGCAUCACCUACAAGCAAUGGUAAAUAUAGAGCACAUUGGUGAAACUAAUACUCAAGUGGUAUCGCUGGACAAUCAAGUCGGCAUUACUGUUCCUGUCUGCAUACCUGUCUUGAGUCAAAUUAACAAUAUUUUGACCCGGUCAUCUGCAACCGUGCAGGAUCCUAGCAGUACAGCUGUCCCCAUGCCAUCAGAGGAGCCCCAGCUAACUGUGAUGCAUAAUGUCAGUAUUCAAGCCGUGGAAGGUACAGCUAAUAAUGUAAACUGCAUUGUGCCACCAGAAAUGUAAAACAAGGAUUGUGCAUGGCCAAAACUCUCUUUGUUGCAUUUCUUUUUGAAAGCUAUGAAUGGUAUGAGCAGGAAGACUCAUGUCGCACCAAUUUCAGCUGAUUUGUUAUUCAAUGCAAAAUUGUUGAGUCAAACCAGUUGAUACAGAUUUCCUUUCUGCCUUAAAUUUUCACUAGCAGUAUUGGAUAGAUAAUACUAACCACAAUGAAAUGGUGCUGUUACUAGUUAACAUACCAGAAAGCUCUUGUUUGGGUUUGUAGUCAUACACGUUAUUAUAGACAGUGGGCAGUUAAUCCUCUCUGAUUUUAAGCAAUUGGCUCAGUGUAGCUUUUAAGUCUGCAAACAAAUAUAAUAAUGAACAGAUGGCCCUGCGUGGAGAGGCAGGUCAGAAAAUAAAAUAUAUGCCAGACCAACUUGCGUAUUAAGAGUUAGUACUGUACUUUUCAGAUCAGAAAAAUAUAUAUUGCCCUGAUUUUUAAAAGAAACUAAAAUUGCAUGUUUGUGUGUUUCAAAAUCCUGGUUUGUUGUGUUUUGCAACUUAACUUGGUUAGAUAGUUAAAUUAAAAAAAAAAAAAAAAAAAAA
This is a messenger RNA of Acipenser ruthenus (sterlet), 3562 nucleotides long. Its product is annotated as GDNF-inducible zinc finger protein 1-like. Gene Ontology annotation, molecular function: protein binding. Gene Ontology annotation, biological process: negative regulation of transcription by RNA polymerase II; regulation of cytokine production; regulation of immune system process. The record is from RefSeq and is a predicted model, not a curated record. Bases 638 to 2980 code for a protein of 780 amino acids. The transcript has 6 exons. Lineage: Eukaryota; Metazoa; Chordata; Actinopteri; Acipenseriformes; Acipenseridae.